AUGCACCAGGCACCAGGCAUCAAGCAUCAGGUAUCGAUUCUGUUCUUCCAGGAGGUGGCAGUGGGUGUUCCUGUGGAGGGUUAUGGAGACACCGUUGACUCUCAAACAAGAAAUUUCUUCGUUUCCCUCAAGCGCAGAAGCCACGCCGGCGCAUCUUGCAACCCACGAUACAUGGUUCGCACGCUGCAAUAUACUUCCCACGCCUUGGUCGUGACUUGCUGUGGACCAGUCGAGGGACAUCAAGGCCAAGAUGGCGGUACUCAAUGCGAUCUUGAUGAGUACUAUGUCUGCGACGUGGCAGGCGGCAUGAACCUGGUGCCAAACACUUCAAUAUGUGACGUUCUGUUGACGAAGUUUGCCGAACCCGAUGCUUCAUCAAGCGGCAAGGCAUCAUCACCGAUCGAAACAGAAGACAGCCUCUUCAGAAUAAAGCUAUCAUGCGGCAGUGGUGAAUCUGAAUUGCCGCUGAAGAACGUUACCCCAUCGCCAGCUCCAGUACGGAGCGCGGAGUAG
Molecule: messenger RNA, 513 nt
Organism: Pochonia chlamydosporia 170
Lineage: Eukaryota; Fungi; Ascomycota; Sordariomycetes; Hypocreales; Clavicipitaceae
Exons: 1
Coding region: 1-513 (170 amino acids)
Source: RefSeq, a predicted model, not a curated record